GGUGUGGUCUGGGUAAAGACCGUACAGUGGAGGGGCUUGAAUUACGGUGGUUUGGAAUAUGGUGUAGGUGCUUGAGUUAGGGUGGUGGUUUGGAGUAUAGUGUAGGUGCUUGAGUUAGGGUGGUCUCUGUUAUAACCGGCAAGAAUCGAACCCAAGACGUGCCAUGUGGAAUACUAGCCUAGUGUAGCCUUACCUCCCGCUACGAAUGAACCACGUGAUUUCGAAACUAACUAUAGUUAAUCCAUGCAUAUAAUUUUUGCUAGAGUCCCUAAUGUAAUACUUUCUGAUUUUUAUUUGUAUUUAUCCAUCAUGUGUUGAUUGAAGUCUAAUCUUGUAUGUGAGUUUUGAAUGAAAAAAAAAUAAAAUUCCAUGCAUUAUGUUUUAUGAAAACAAUUUAUAAUUGAAUGCCACUUGUUUUACACAGUUUUUUUUGGUCGAAAGUUUAUGUGUAUAAUUAUGAUUUAUGGAAAAGAUUUAUGUUUUGCCUUACGUGGAUGAAGAGUUUGCUAUCAAAUUAUUAUGGCUAACUAAACAGCACACGCUUUAGUGUAAAUAUGUUGUCAGACUAAAAAAAAUUAUAAUUAAGGUGGGUGUAGUCAAAUUAGGAUUUGAUAGGAUUUUAAUAGACUUUAAAAUAUGUGUGUAGUCGAUCAGAGUUUUAAAGGAGGAUUUUAAAAGAUUAUGAAGUCAUGAUGUAAUCAAAUUAGGAUUUAAGAGGAUUUUGAAGAAUACACUCAAAUCCAGGGGUAGUCGAUUAAGAGUUUAAAGAAUACAUUCAAAUCUAGGUAUGGUGAGAAUGUCAAAGAUUUAUUAGGAUUUUAGGGGUGUAGUCAAUUUGAAUUUCAUUGGAUUUUAAUAGACUUUUUGUAAGUGACAGAUUUUAAAAGAUUAUCAAUUCUAUAUGGGUUUCGACAGAUUUAUAUGGAUUUCUUAGGAAUUAUUAGUUGAAUCUUAUAACAUAUAAUGAAAUAAUGCACAAGAAACAUAAAUGUUUUGAAUCAAAGGAGAUCCAUUGACAAUAAAUUUGAAGUGUUAGCAAGCACAAUCAUGAACUCAAAUACAUAGAAUAAUAAUGUAAUCAUAGUAGCUAAGCAAUCAGAUGAAAUUCCAAAUUCCAAGUUUAAAACACAGCCACAAAACCUUAUAUUAAUAGAAAUUCAUCAUUACAAAGUAAUAUUUUCUUUCUCGAACGUAGCCACAAAACCUAACAUUACAAGAAUAUCAUUAGAAAUUCAUCAUUACCACACUAGAAUUAUUUGUGACUCAUUAUCCUCCAUUCACAUUGUUGUCAUUAUGGGUAUCUCGCCACAUGUCCAAAGCUAUAUUAUAUCUUCAUUCAUUGGCAAUAUUCCGUUAUUGUUUUUGUGUUUGAAAAUCUAGGUCAAGAUCCCUUUCAGAAACUGACAAUGGUGGAGUUAAGAAAAUUCAUCAUUUGGUUUAAUAGAAAACUCAUUCGAUAUACACUCCUUGUGAAGAAAAUUGUGCACUGCUGCACAAGCUAAUACUACCUCUACUUGUGUUGCAUAUAAAAAUGGAGGUGCAAUCCUUAAAAUCGGGAAUUGUGAUUUUAAAAUAUCAAAUAUCCUCUUGACGACAUUUCUUAAAGAAGCAUGACAAAGAUUGAACAACUCUUUUUCGUUUCUAGGCUUACGACCUGAACCACUAUACUCUUGGAGAUGAUAUCGGAUUCCUUGAUAAGGAGCUAAGAAUUGACGUUUAUUUGGAAAUCUACAAUCUACUAUGAAAAAUUUACCUGAUAAUAUAUAUUUUGAUAUGCAACUCAAUGAAUUAAUGAGAAAUUAAAUAAUAAUAAAAAUGAUAAAUCUAUACACACACCACAAUUAAUCUACAAACACACACCAUAAUUAAACCAUGACCAACAAAUGAUUAACCUAUAUACACACAAUACCAAUUAUCAAAUCAUAAUUUCAUAGCUAACUAAUCAGUGACAAUAAAAAAUAUAUCACAGAAACUCAAGCACAUCCAAUUGGUUUAUUUGUUAUUGUUGAAAUUUAUUAUCCAGAAAAAGAAGAUCAAAAGACAACGUGAAACUGCACUUAAACAAUUCAGAGAUAGUAAUCUUAGAUACUUCUAACUUGGUAAAACAUAAAAAUAGAGCAUGUUCAGCUAGCUCCACGAAAGUGCUAAUAAUGAGUUUAAAAAUGUUAUGAAACAAACUAGGAGUGUAAGUGUCUUUCAAAUCAUGAGCACACAGUGAAAUCAGACAUGGUCAAGCUAUGCACAAGGGGCCAUUAGAAGUUAAAACAUUUCAGUGACACAACUAGCCAUUAGAAGCCUGACAUUCUUAUUCCUAUGCUGAAGCAAGCUAUGCACAAUAGCUUAUCUCAGGGGCUUCAACUUCUUCAAUGCUUCAGCCAAAGAAGCCAAUUCUAACAACGACAAAACACUCGUAGUUUUUUGUGGAUUUUGUUAUUUGUAUGCUUCCAUCCGCAGAAAACUAUGAGUGCUUUGUCGUAGUUAGAAUUGGCUUCUUUGGCUGAAGCAUCUAAGAAGUUGGAGCCCUUGAGAUAAGCUAUUGUGCAUAGCUUGCUUCAGCAUAAGAAUAAGAAUGUCAGGCUUCUAAUGGCUAGUUGUGUCAUUGAAUGUCAAGCUUCUAUUUUUAUGUUUUACCAAGUUAUAAGUAUUUGAGAUUACUAUCUCUGAAUUGUUUAUGUGCAAUUUGACGUCCUCUUUUGAUUUUCUUUUUCUGGAUAAUAAAUUUCAACAAUAACAAGUAAACCAAUUGGAAUUUAGCGUGCUUGAGUUUCUAUGAUAUAUUUUUUAUUGUCACUGAUUAGUUAGCUAUGAAAUUAUUAAUUGAUAAAUGGUGUUGUGUGUAUAUAGGUUAAUCAUUUGCUGGUCAUGGUUUAAUUAUGGUGUGUUUGUGUAUAGAUUAAUUGUGGUGUGUGUAUAGAUUUAUCAUUUUUAUUAUUAUUUAAUUUCUCAUUAACCCAUUGAGUUGCAUAUUAAAAUAUAUAUUAUCAAGUAAAUUUUUCAUAGUAGAUUGGGGAUUUCCAAAUAGAUGUCAGUUCUUAGCUCCUUAUCGAGGAAUCCGAUAUCAUCUCCAAGAGUAUAGUGGUUCGGGUCAUGAGCCUAGAAACGAAAAAGAGUUGUUCAAUCUUUGUCAUGCUUCUUUAAGAAAUGUCAUUGAGAGGAUAUUUGGUAUUUUAAAAUCACGAUUCUCGAUUUUAAGGAUUGCACCUCCAUUUUCAUAUGCAACACAAGCGGAGGUAGUAUUAGCUUGUGCAGCAGUGCACAAUUUUCUUCGCAAGGAAUGUAGAUCAGAUGAGUUUUCUGUUAAACUAGAUGAUGAAUUUUCUUCAUCUCCACCAUUGUCAGUUUCUAAAGGGGAUCUUGAUCAAUAUUUUCAAACACAAGAACAACGGAAUAUUGCUAAUGAAUGGAGAUAUAAUAUGGCUUUGGACAUGAGAGAUGCCCAUAAUGAUAACAAUGUGAAUGGAGGAUAAUGAGUCACAAAUAAUUCUAGUGUGGUAAUGAUGAAUUUCUGAUGAUGUUCUUGUAAUGUUAGGUUUUGUGGUUGCGUUCGAGAAAGCAAAAAAGAAAGAAGAAAACAUUACUUGUAAUGAUGAAUUUCUGAUUAAUAUAAAGUUUUGUGGAUGUGUUUGAAACUUGGAAUUUGGAAUUUCAUCUGAUUGCUUAGCUACUACGAUUACAUUAUUAUUCUGUGUAUUUGAGUUCAUGAUUGUGCUUGCUAACACUUCAAAUUUAUUGUUAAUGGAUCUCCUUUGAUUCAAAACAUUUAUGUUAUAAGAUUCAACUAAGAAAUCCACGAAAAAAAAUCCAUACAAAUUUAUAAUAGAAAUCUAUAUAAAUCUGUCGAAAUCCAUAUAGAAUUGAGAACAUUUUAAAAUCCUUUAAAAUCUAUUACUUAAAAAAAAUCUAUUAAAAUCCCGUGAAAUCCAAAUUGACCACACCCCUAAAUCAACCAAGGUUAGAGUUUUAAUUACGCUAUACAAGUUUAAAGGGAAUAUUUACACGAUUAAAAGUUACGAUGUAACCUUUGCAACAUCAUUCGAAUCUUUUGUUAUUAAAUUUGGCAUCAUUUAACAAGUAUUUGCCGGCUUCCAAAGUAGAAAAUAUAUAAAAUGCGCACGCGGAACAGCUGGAAAAUUUAAUUACUGAAGAAAAAAUUGGACAACCAUAAAAUAUUCAAAUUGAACUAUUAAAUUCUUCCAGAUGAUCAUAAGUUAACCAUAGGGGCCUUUUUAUUUAUAAAAAUAAACCAUAAUUCGAGAUUAUCAUAGCAUAACCGCUAGCAUCAAGAUAUUAGCCUAUAAAACAAUGAAUUUGUGCAAGUGCAAAGACAAAGCAUGCACUGAUUCACACAAUCUGAGUUAGUAAAAUGACUUCCAGGAACAACGUCCCUCAUGCUGUUUGCAUUCCUUUUCCAGUUCAAAGCCACAUAAAGGGAAUGCGUCAAUUAGCACAACUCCUCCACCAUAGAGGUGUUCACGUAACCUUUGUCAACACGGAGUUCAAUCACAAACGUUUUCUCAAAUCUUUAGGACCCAACUCCCUCGACGGCGUGCCUGGUUUCCGAUUCGAAACCAUACCGGAUGGGCUCCAAAACUCAGAUGAAGACACCCAACAAGACAUCAUGUUGCUUGCUGAGGCCAUCCGAAAGAAUUUCUUGGCUCCUUUUCGCGACCUCCUCGCUAAACUUAACCACACGGCUGGCGAUGCUCCUGUGACUCACAUCGUUGCAGACGGUUGGAUGUCGGCGUUCCCCAUGGAGGCAGCAGAAGAAAUUGGUAUCCCCGUAGUACUCUUUUUUACUAUUUCUGCAUGCAGCUUAAUGGGCUAUAUACAGUUUCCAGCUUUGGUUGAAAAAGGACUUGUCCCACUCAAAGAUGCGAGUUGCUUAACAAAUGGCUUUCUGGACAAGGUGAUUGAUUGGAUUCCAGGAAUGAAAGGUAUUCGCUUAAGGGAUCUCCCAAAAGACAUGAGAGUCACAAAUCCCAAUGAUAAAUGUUGGAAAUACUGUUUGGAAGCAAUUCAAAGAUUUGUCAAAGGUUCAGCAGUCGUUGUUCAUAGUUUUGGUGCAUUAGAGAAAGAUGUGUUGGAUGCUCUUUUGUCCUUGCUUCCAGUUGUUUAUGCGAUUGGUCCUCUCCAAUUGCUUCUCAACCAGAUGCCGGAGCAUCCUCUGAAUACUACCGGAUACAGUCUAUGGAAAGAAGAAACUGAGUGCUUCAAAUGGCUAAAUUCCAAGUCCCCAAAUUCGGUUGUUUAUGUGAAUUUUGGCAGUUUAGCGUUUGUAACACCGGAACAGCUUGUCGAGUUUGGUUGGGGACUAGCAAACAGCAAGCUUCCCUUCAUUUGGGUAAUCAGACCUGAUCUUGUUGUUGGUGAGUCUGUGAUUUUGCCACCGGAGUUGGUCGCAGAGACUAAGGAAAGAGGUCUAAUAGCAAGUUGGUGCCCUCAAGAACAAGUUCUUGAGCACCCAUCAGUUGGAGGUUUUUUAACACACAGCGGUUGGAAUUCGACCGUUGAGAGUCUAUGCGCAGGUGUGCCUAUGCUGUGUUGGCCAUGCUCUAGUGACCAGCCAACAAACUGUUGCUAUGCGUGCAAGGAAUGGGGGGUUGGCAUGGAGAUUAGUAAUGAUGUGAAGAGAGAUGAAGUAGAGAGGCUUGUUAAAGAGUUAAUGGAAGGAGAGAAAGGUAAGAAGAUGAAAAAUAAGGUCAUGGAGUGGAAGAAACUCGCAGAAGCCGCCGCUAGUCCACAUGGUUCUUCAUCUGCAAACUUAGACAAUUUUGUGAAUCAAGUGCUAUCAAGAAAAACUUAGACAAUUUCGAGGGAAUUGAAUCAAAAUUUUACAUAAAAUCUCUACAAAUCAAUUAAA
Messenger RNA from Malus domestica (apple), 5860 nucleotides. RefSeq names its product 7-deoxyloganetin glucosyltransferase-like. NCBI's taxonomy places the organism in Eukaryota, Viridiplantae, Streptophyta, Magnoliopsida, Rosales, Rosaceae. The record is from RefSeq and is a predicted model, not a curated record. Gene Ontology annotation, molecular function: quercetin 7-O-glucosyltransferase activity; quercetin 3-O-glucosyltransferase activity.